Messenger RNA from Paecilomyces variotii, 1426 nucleotides. RefSeq lists its product as hypothetical. The coding region runs from base 179 to 1285 and encodes 368 amino acids. The transcript has a single exon. NCBI's taxonomy places the organism in Eukaryota, Fungi, Ascomycota, Eurotiomycetes, Eurotiales, Thermoascaceae. The record is from RefSeq and is a predicted model, not a curated record.
CUGCGUGUCCCCACACUAACAUCCAGGCUGUGCGAACUAGUGAGUUCGCCCCGAGCCGAGACCCAAGCUUAACAAUUUUGAGGAACUAUGAAGUUGCUGGAGCUGGAUAUUUGGCCAUAAAAAUGCUUCCACUCCCAGGAGGCCAGACAGAAGACCCAGACCACUAGAUUCGAUAGCUAUGGACCUGUCUUUUGUUCUGGUCCGCCACAAUUCGGACGUGCAGUUGGAGUUUUACAGCUGUUCCCCGAAUAUCACGGGUCCGCUGCAGCUGCAAUACCAAGCGUCACACCCUGCCUUGACUCCUAGCAUCUAUCGCUGUCCAAAUCUCGCGUUUGAUUUCUUUCACAAGGAGCUUCUUAUCUCUGUGUGGAAGAAAGUUGGCAAUAUUUCGAGUACUUCCACAUUAGCGCUCCAUCGCCUAUCAUCCUAUUUCGCACUUGGGGCCACUGAGACGGGAUUCGAAGCCUAUCCCAAGAACCUCGGCAGCAGCAGUGUUAUCUACUACCAGAACCAAACAUAUGUAUCGCGGACUACUGUGGAUAGACAAGAAGCGCCGUCGGGUGUUUCCUUGUCAAUUCGUCCUUCAACGCAGAAUGCGAAAUGGACCACCUUACCUUUGAAAGCGACUCGAUCUACCAAGGCAAUCAGCUCGCAACUUCUGUCCCAAUCCUCUGUCAAAGGAAACUUCAAAUACGUCCACCAUGCCUGCCAGGCGGAUAAUGGGACAUUGUUCAUCGAUUCCGUGAAGGACACGUUCUUCAUGGAUUUAUCACCGGAUAAUUCCAUUUUCUGGCAAAGCGUCGAAAUUCCGAACUCGGCAAGUCUCGGGGUCCGUGACGGAAACUUUUCUUCCUGUUUUCUUUUUGAUCAGGGCAACAACCAACAGAAAUGGAGAUUGUACAUCUUCUAUAUCACCAAGGACUCUGCCGAUUCUACGGAAUGCAAAGUGAAAUCAUUCUACAUUCCUCUUCGCCAAGACGGCUCUCUGGACAAGAACAAGGCCGAUUUCCAAGGUUUGCGGGAUAUUGACUCCUACGAUAUUGCAUCUGGCAAUAUCCAGCCCGGUCCUAUCACUGCGCGGGCACACGAAGGCAGCAAGACAGUUUGGUUGACGUACACUGUUGGUGGCGGCCGACCUCGGUGUGUCGUUGCCUCUUUUGGCGAGGAUGGAGAACUCCCUAAGUCUGGAUCGCAGUGGUCCAAGCCCGAUAUGGAGCUGGGUUUUGUGCCUUCUGAGAAGGACCUUUACACUGCAAUUUUCCUUCCACGGACUUACAUUGGAUGAUCAAGUCCGAACUUAGCUUUUGACCUAUAAUUCAUUUCCAUUAUCGUUUCAAAUAGUAAAUUAUGCCUCUCUUCCCACUUAGUUGAAGUUAAAUAUAUAUAUAUAUCCAUUAGCAACGAGUCACACGAAAUCCUGAAUCGU